Molecule: messenger RNA, 714 nt
Organism: Trichomonas vaginalis G3
Lineage: Eukaryota; Parabasalia; Trichomonadida; Trichomonadidae
Product: ubiquitin conjugating enzyme protein
Exons: 1
Coding region: 1-714 (237 amino acids)
Biological process (GO): protein polyubiquitination; ubiquitin-dependent protein catabolic process
Molecular function (GO): ubiquitin conjugating enzyme activity
Source: RefSeq, a predicted model, not a curated record
AUGACUGAAGAAGAAGAAGUAAUCUACGUAGAAUAUGAGGAAGAAGAUAGUUCUUCAUCAAGUGUUGAACUCGAUUUUGGCCCAACAACUGUCUCUGUAGGCCCGAGAGUUGUCUCAGACGAAGAAAUUCAGAAAAUGGCAAUGAACCAACUCAAAAAAGAUUACCAAGUUAAUAUGAAUUCCGCUACUGACGAUAGAAUUGUACGCGACUAUUAUACAAUAUCCAGGAGAAAACCAAGCGAACUUGGAUUUUCAGUAAAGCCAUAUAUGAAUGAUAUUAGAACUUGGGAAGUUCAUUUGUUCGGUUUCGAUAAGAAAGACCCAAUUUAUGCUGAUAUUCAAAAAUAUAAGAAACAAACAGGAAAAGAUUAUAUCGAAUUAAGGGUUUCAUUUCCACCUGAUUAUCCGAACAGACCACCAUUCUUACGUGUUAUUUCUCCUCGUUGCGUUUCUCAUGGCGGAAGAGUAACUCUCGGUGGCGCAAUUUGCGUAUCUGCUCUCACUUUGACAAAUCAAAAUGGCUGGAGCCCAAUUUACGACUUUGAGUCCUUGUUCAUGAACAUUAUCGCAGAAAUGCUUAACUGCGAACCACCUCUUAGAAUUGACUUUAAUAACGACACUCCUUACUCUACUCGUGAGGCUAUCGACUCAUUCAUGCGACUCACAUCUGACCAUGGAUGGAAAGCUCCGCAAUUUAAUUGGCAACCUAAAUAA